UGACUAGGCCAGAAAGGGAGCAAGAGGAGACGGAGAGAGGAACAGCUUCAGCAGCGCACAUCCUAAGAGAACAUCAAUUUGGAAAUGGACUAAAAUACCACAGGAUUAAGGAGACUCGUCUGUUCAAGUCCAAGUGCAGUCAUGCAGGAGAACCCAGGCUCUAUAGGUGUGGAUGGGGGAUAUGCUAGCAAUGUGCCCGCUUUCCUCACUAAACUCUGGACUCUGGUCGAGGACCCGGAGACUAAUCAUCUGAUCUGCUGGAGUGCUACCGGGACCAGCUUUCAUGUUUUCGACCAAGGCAGAUUUGCCAAGGAAGUUCUGCCCAAAUACUUCAAACACAACAACAUGGCGAGUUUCGUACGCCAGCUCAACAUGUACGGCUUCAGAAAAGUGGUGAAUAUUGAGCAGAGUGGGCUGGUGAAGCCAGAGCGAGACGACACUGAGUUCCAGCACCUCUAUUUUCUCCAGGGCCACGAGCAUCUGCUGGAGCACAUUAAACGCAAAGUGUCAAUAGUAAAAAGCGAGGAGACUAAAGUGCGACAGGAGGACUUGAGUAAGCUGUUGUAUGAGGUCCAGGUGUUGCGGAGCCAACAGGAAAACAUGGAGAUGCAGAUGCAGGAUAUGAAACAGCAGAAUGAUGUUCUGUGGAGGGAAGUGGUGUCACUGAGACAGAAUCACACACAGCAGCAGAAAGUCAUGAACAAGCUGAUUCAGUUCCUGUUCAGCCAGAUGCAAUCCAACUCUCCAAGCACUGUGGGAAUGAAGAGAAAGCUUCCUCUGAUGCUGGAUGACGGCUGCUCCACCCCUCCUGCCUCCAAAUUCAGCCAUAACCACUCCAUGGAGUCUUUACAGGAAUCAUUCUAUAUCCAAUCGCCAUCCACAGAAAGUGCUUCCUGCUCGACUAGCAGCGUGAUGACAGGAGGGCCCAUCAUCUCAGAUGUCACUGAAAUCCCACAGUCCAGCUCCAUGGCUUUACAAAUGCAGGCAGAGGAAUCAAGGGAAAAGUGUCUGAUGCUAAUUAAGGAGGAGCCGGUGAGUCCUGGGGUCCAGGGACGAGCAGAGGGUGUUCCACUCGGGUCUUGUGAAGUGUGUGCUGAACCCCCUGUCCUCCCUGUUGCCAUGGUGCAGUCCGUCCUGGAGGGCCGAGGAUCUAAUUUGGGAGAGAGAAGGGCCAAAAGACCCAUGCUGGAGAGACCAGAGAUUCCUGAUGGCGUGGAGAAUGUUGACAUGAGUCUGGAGGAUUUACAGCUGCUUCUGAGGAGUCACCAGCAGAGCAUGGAAAAUAAUGCUGCAGCAAUGGAUCAAUUUACAUUUAGUCUGCCUUUGAAUGAGUGGAAUUUCGCAGAAAUGGACCCGAACCUGAAAUCGGAACUGGCUAAUGCCCUCAUCCCUGCUGCUGUGUCCCAAUACAUGUUUCAGGGUCAGGAGGGAGAGCUGUACCCCACCGCUGGCUAUGAAGAGCAGUAAAGCCCUGAUGCGACAGCCAGCAGAGAUCCCUCCUGAGAGACGAGCAGAAAGAUUCACUUGAAAACAUGGCACUUGGAUUGUACAAUAUCCCAACAACAGAAGACUCCAAUUUACCUGACACUUGCAGAUGAUAUAUUUAGUAAACUUAUCAAGUGACCGGCCCUUCAUGAAGACUCACAAGAUGAAGCGUGUAUUUUUUUUAAAAACAUCUAAAGCACAUCAAUUCACUGAAGAUGGAAUAUUUACAAAACCCCUUCUCAAGGAAUUCAGGCUACAUCAAGAUCAUUCUGAAGAUAUUUUUCCUACAAUAAAAUGCAUCCCAUGGACACACCUGUUGCCAAAGAAAAGGCAAUACUGAGUAUUUCCCUCCUUGACGACUACAAUGCAUGUGAACUGUUUGCGAUAUGACGUAAUUGAUCGUGGCACAAGUUUGAAUGCACUUUAGUCUGUGUGUUGGAGUUCCUGCUUUGUGGAGCUGUGAUUUCAUUUUCCCUAAAAUUGACAUUAUAAUGAAGCACACGCUUGUAUUUCAAUUUAUAUAUAUAUCUAUAUUUGAAGGCAUAUAAAAAGUACAGGUUUAAUCAUAUUAUGUAUGUAUUUACGUGAGAGGUCUAGGGGUUCAAAAUCAGACCUCG
Danio rerio (zebrafish) is the source of this 2102-nucleotide messenger RNA. RefSeq names its product heat shock transcription factor 4 (gene hsf4). Lineage: Eukaryota; Metazoa; Chordata; Actinopteri; Cypriniformes; Danionidae. Gene Ontology annotation, biological process: animal gross anatomical part developmental process; regulation of DNA-templated transcription. The record is from RefSeq and is marked validated. Gene Ontology annotation, cellular component: nucleus. Gene Ontology annotation, molecular function: DNA-binding transcription factor activity; DNA binding; sequence-specific DNA binding.